Molecule: messenger RNA, 466 nt
Organism: Plectropomus leopardus (leopard coralgrouper)
Lineage: Eukaryota; Metazoa; Chordata; Actinopteri; Perciformes; Serranidae
Source: RefSeq, a predicted model, not a curated record
AGUUGAUGGACGAUGUUUUUGAGCGUUAGAGAACAUAAUCGGCCUGUGUUUUGGGAGAAAUUUACCAUAUUCUUUACUCACACUGUGGAUAAAUACAUCGGGAACAUCUUGACAAAGAAAAGCUGAGUUUAGAUCAUGGUGGUAAACUCUCCGUCUCCUCUGCCUGAGAGAGCCAUUUAUGGGUUUGUCCUUUUUCUCGGCUCCCAGUUUGGCUUCUUUCUGUAUUGCCUGUGGGCAUUUGUACCAGAGGAGUGGCUGCAUUCAAUAGGGCUCACAUACUGGCCUCAAAAAUAUUGGGCCCUUGCAGCGCCGAUCUAUCUGCUGGUUGCAUUAGUGAUCUGUUUUGUGUUGCUGUUCGGAGUGAACAUGAACAACACGGCUCCACUCGACUCCGUGGACAAUGUCACAGCUUCUGAUGGGGUCAUUUAAGAAAAAGUUUGAGAACCACUGCCAUAAACUAACCGCA